Molecule: messenger RNA, 7432 nt
Organism: Dicentrarchus labrax (European seabass)
Lineage: Eukaryota; Metazoa; Chordata; Actinopteri; Moronidae
Gene: kcna1a
Product: potassium voltage-gated channel, shaker-related subfamily, member 1a
Exons: 2
Coding region: 884-2359 (491 amino acids)
Biological process (GO): protein homooligomerization; potassium ion transmembrane transport
Cellular component (GO): voltage-gated potassium channel complex; juxtaparanode region of axon; synapse
Molecular function (GO): protein binding; delayed rectifier potassium channel activity
Source: RefSeq, a predicted model, not a curated record
UCCCCUGCACUUGCAUGUAAAAAAUGCACAGUAAAACUUGCUUGACAUUGUGGAGAAAACAUUUGGACCUCGCCGCUGCACCUGACUGUCUCUCAACUAUCCAUUUUGAUUUUUUUUUUUUUUGAUCCGAGCCGCGCUGAAGCACAUUUCAGCCCGUCAUCUUGUCUACUCGCAAAAAAAAAAAAAAAAAAAAAGGCAGCAGAUUCUUGCUGAUGCAGUGAUGUCUGGAAAUGGCAAGGGCUCGCUUAUUGCCCCUUACAGUACUUCCCCCCUGAAUUGCAGCGCAAGAUUUUCUCCUGCGGUACACUGUAAGCUGUUCACACCACCGUGCCGCCGCGCAAGCAACUACCGACGCUACAGCUUUUCCAUCUCAGGCUUUCUUCUGUAGACUCACCUGAUUUUCACCCUGUUUCAUCUCAUCUUGGUUCACCACCUAAAGGCGUGAUUAGACCUUAUUUGAGUGCACUUUUGAGGCGGACACAGUUGGGAUAGCGAUGAGCACAGCAAGGCUCUAGGCUUUUUUUUUUGUGAUAGGUGCAAUGUAAAGUUGCCACAUGACACCCACUGAUGCCCCGCCGUUGGAUGAUUUUACUCGAGGAUAAGACGCAUUCAAGUCCUUUCAAGAUCAACCCACGAGGCAGCAGUAACAACAGCAGCAGAUGCACCGGAGAACAGCAAUGGUCAAGUCAGCGAGAACCGCAGUGGAGCCGCACUGAGGCAAAGCAGCCAACCAGCCCCCUCGUAUCUGGGGACGUCUCCAACAAUUUAAGGGGUGUGGGAAGCUGAGGAGUGGAAAAUUUUCCCCGAACCUGAAUGCCUGCUCAGUCAGACUAACCAACAUCCCAACACAACUCCUCCUCCACCUCCUCCUCCUCCACCCAAAAUGACCGUGGUAGCAGGAGAUAACAUGGACGAGACCUCGGCUGUACCUGGCCACCCUCAGGACACCUACCCCCCAGACCACAAUGACCACGAAUGCUGUGAGAGGGUGGUCAUCAAUAUAGCUGGCCUCCGGUUUGAGACACAGUUGAAAACCCUCUCCCAGUUUCCAGAAACGUUGCUGGGCAACCCCAAAAAGCGGAUGCGGUACUUUGACCCUCUGAGAAAUGAGUACUUUUUCGAUAGAAACCGGCCCAGCUUUGAUGCCAUCCUCUAUUACUACCAGUCUGGGGGUCGGCUGAGAAGACCAGUGAAUGUCCCUUUGGAUAUGUUCUCAGAAGAGAUCAAAUUUUACGAGCUGGGAGUGGACGCGAUGGAGAAGUUUCGUGAGGAUGAGGGUUUCAUCAGGGAGGAAGAGCGCCCUUUACCUGAGAAGGAGUUCCAGCGUCAGAUUUGGCUCCUCUUUGAGCACCCAGAAAGCUCAGGCACUGCGAGAGGCAUUGCCAUAGUGUCUGUGAUGGUAAUCCUGAUUUCAAUAGUCAUAUUUUGUUUAGAGACUUUACCACAGCUGAAAGAGGACCCAAUGGGUCGAAUGGUGACAGUUGGGAACACUACUGUCUAUUACAAGCCAAAUAUCCUCACUGACCCCUUCUUCCUCAUUGAGACACUCUGUAUAAUCUGGUUCUCCUUUGAGUUGAUAGUACGCUUUCUGGCGUGCCCAAGCAAACCGGCCUUCUUCAAGAACAUGAUGAACAUGAUCGACAUAGUGGCUAUCAUCCCCUACUUUAUUACACUAGGCACCGAGCUGGCUGAAGACCCAGAAAAGGAGGGAGUGGGGGAGCAGGCAACAUCUCUGGCCAUACUCAGGGUGAUCCGUCUGGUCAGGGUGUUUCGGAUUUUCAAGCUGUCACGACACUCCAAAGGACUGCAGAUUUUGGGGCAGACACUCAAGGCCAGCAUGCGAGAGCUCGGAUUGCUGAUCUUCUUUCUGUUCAUUGGAGUCAUCUUGUUCUCCAGCGCUGUCUACUUUGCUGAGGCAGAGGAGCAAGGAUCCUACUUUGGCAGCAUCCCGGAUGCAUUUUGGUGGGCUGUUGUGUCUAUGACAACUGUGGGCUAUGGGGACAUGGUCCCGGUCACUAUAGGAGGCAAGAUUGUAGGAUCUCUGUGUGCCAUCGCCGGAGUGUUGACAAUUGCGCUCCCAGUGCCUGUCAUUGUGUCCAACUUUAACUACUUCUACCACAGGGAGACCGAGGGAGAAGAGCAGGCCCAGCUGCUCAACGUCAGCAAUCCCAACAUCCCUUCUGAAACCAACUCCAGCCGCCGUAGUUCAUCCACCGUUAGCAAGUCAGAGUACAUGGAGAUUGAUGGAGACAUAAACAAUAGCAUCGACAACUUUAGGGAGGCGAACCUCAGAACUGGCAAUUGCACUAUAGCCAACCAAAACUGUGUAAAUAAAAGCAAGCUGCUUACAGAUGUUUAGACACUAGUUAGGAACUUUGGGACCUCUAUGAGACUGUCAUAUGUGGAGUAGACCAUCAGUAAGGAAUGCUUCAUUUACCUCCCCAAAGCACUCUCUGGCAUUAGGCCUACAAUAUCCUCAGCUAUAUAGAAAGGAAACAGAAAAAACAAAGCUCUUAGAGUAUAUGAGAGGUAGAUAGAAUAAUUAAUUCUUCUGAGCCUACAAAUAUGUAGGUACAUCAAAAAGAAAACAAAUGAUGACGCAUAUUCACGGCUCCCUGGAGGACGCAGAGCACACACUGUCUUAUCAGAUGACGGUGUGAUAAUUUAAAUCUUAUGCAUGGAGUACAGAUAACAUUUCAGCAAGUUGCACAAUGCACCAGAAAAGUCUGCAGAGACAUGCAAGCAUCUGCAGCCAAGUCGUAAGCGCCAAGAAGUUAGGUGACCCCCGCUCCUCCCUCUCCCUCCCCCCUCCUCUCUCCCUACAAAGGAUCUACUAUUCAGCAAAGCACCUUAUAGGAGGAAGACUGAUCUCUCUUGUUUGGAUGUAAACAGAUGGUGAUCUACACGCUUCAUGGACAUCCGCAAUGCUGCUGUUUUCCAGCAGAUGCUGUAAUUCUGAUAUCACCAAGUGAUUCAAUGCCAUGCCCUUUAGAUGCAACACAGCACAAUGAUAAAGUGAGCUUCACACGAGCAUGAUUAGAGACUUUCCAUUUUGAUAUCGGCAUGCAUGAGACAUAUCUCACAUAAUGGAAAGGAUGUUCUUUUGGAUACCUGCCUCCAUCCACCCCGUCUCAUCUGUUUUCAUACUGAGUGCACUGGAUGAGUUUUUAAUUUGAAAUGCUAAUAAUUUAGAAGUAUAGAAAUUGAAUGUUAAAUCUUACGGGAACAGUACAUAAAUGAGAUCAUAGCAUGAAAAAAGUAACCUGCAUUAUGGUCUAUCGACUAAGGUACUUUUGUAUCCUGGUAUAUUUAAUGCAUGACAUGACUAUACAGCUUGUUGCAAUUCAGGCACUCUGCAGUGCCCUAUUGUCAGGGAAACUAAAGGAAAUCAAAUUCUGGAUGUUUCUGAAUUGUGAUCAAAUAUAUCCAAACCCACCUUGAGGAUGCAGAGUUUCUAAUUUAAAAGUAGUCAAAGAAACUGAAUAAAUAUUAUCAGAAAUGCAUAUAAGCAUAGUAAGCACCAAUUACAAUAUUACAUCAAUAGUGCAGUGCAUGGACCUUCUUUGAACAAGAGAUGUUAACAUAUCAUAAGUCAUGCUUCCAUUUCCACAUCAAAUUUGAGUUCAUAUUGGUUUGGAAUCCACAAAAAAAAAGGUUCAAUACCAAAUUUCACUUCAUAUUACAGACAGUUAUUCUGACAUUAGUUGCUAGUGCCUUUAUCCCUUUCACCAACAGGACCAGUGAAAGUGCCUCUGUGUACAAUGUGAUUUGUGAGGUUGAGAAGAGCUGGUUUACCUUCUGUUCUCGUGUUGAUACACUGUUGGUUAUGAAGUUAAUGAUGCCAGAUGAGCAAGGUUGAAACAGCAGGUGAUUGUGGUCAAAAAAAAGAAGAAGAGAUAAUCCAUGGCUGUUAUGCACAACUCAGUUUUCAUUCUGUCACGCACCUAAUUAUGCCCUUAAGCAGCAAUGUAUUGUACUCUGCAUGUUUACCAAUCCAAUUCAAAAGGGAAUAUCCAUAGGUUUUAAACAUGUUUUAUUUAUAUUUGUUGUUUACGUUCGUGCACCAUGCAUCCUUUCAGGGUCUCUACCUCAGUGAGGUCAUUGCAAACUUGCUGCAGAGCUGCAAGCUUCAAUGCAGGGCUUCCUAUAUACCAUAAUGCAAAAUGGAACCUUAAGUGUAAACUGCAGUCAUGCAACAUUGAAUGUGAGAGUCCCAAAGCAUAGCCUUUACACAAGCACUUAGGGCAAAUAGUGUACCACAAUCCCGCUCCUUUUUUUCACUUAAAGCUACGCACAAUCAGAACCUUCAUUUGUAGAGAGUUUGUAGAGAUUGAUUGACUCUCCUAAUGGGAUGAGAUUUUAUAUGUUAGUUUCUUUGAAACAAUGGUAUCUUAAGUUACUGUUGUGUCACAGAAACACACUUGAAUGUGUUUCAACACACGUGUAUAAUAUGGUGGACGACGUUUGUUAUAGUUUUUAAAUCUGCCAUCCUGCAAUCUGUGGGCAUUAUGACGCACAGCAUAGUGCAGCCCAUCUUUUUGCACAAACAUUUUGUUUUGUUGCUUAAACCUCUUUAUUUUCUUUUUUUCUUUUUUGCUUGUGAGAAUGUUCUUUCUUUUUCACUGUGCUUGCUCCCGAGUAGUGCAUUGUUUCUCAGCAUACUAUUCCAGACAGGCUAACUGCAGAUAGAUUUGGAUAAAUUAUAAUGAUUACUUGAAAAUCUCCAGCUACUGUACAUCAAUCUACACUAGUACUGAGUAUAAGUCACCCAAAUGAUAGUAAGAUUUUGUACUGUACUGUACACGCUUUUUUAAAAUUUUGUUUGGCACUGUCCUGACAAGGUCCUGUAAAAAAAAAUCCACUGCAGUGCUACUUGAAUGUCAUAGUUGUUUCUGUUGGUGCAAUGGCUAUUCUUUGUGGUGCUAGUACAGGACUACCAUUGUUGUCUUGUUACCAUCACACGUUAUCUGAAGCAUCAGCUGAAGCAAGCCUUCGUUAAUUGUUUUGGAUAAGACCUUUUCCAUUCUUUGAUUCUUGUUCUUGUUUUGUUAUUGGUGGCUGGUUGGUUAGUUCAGGGCACUGUUUGUCAUUUUAUUUGGAACUGAUCUUUGUACUGUACUGCUGAAGAGCGUCCGCCUCAGGCGAGGUAAAAAUUCAAGAGCCUUGCUAGAUGUCAGCAAUUUAUCAUGAGAGCAAAAAAGAUACACAUUUGUGUCAGGGAUCUUUAGUUUGUAUAGGAUUUCGCAUACAAAAGGCACCAAUAAUACCCAAUACCAUACAUUAUAUUACUAUAUAUAGAAUGAUAUAAGAAAAUUAUAGUAGUCUCAUAAAUGCAGCUAUCAGGAAAUUGUUCGCUUCGUUCCCAAGUUUCUCGUACGAUUGAUGCUUGAAAGUAGCGAUGUGUUUAACAUGUCCUACAGGAAACAGCUGAGAGUGAGGUGAAGAAAAUAUAAACGAUACCCCUCACAUUAGCAGUGCUGUUGCUACUCUUGCUGUGAGGUCAUGUAUGGAUGGUGCUAUGCAUUCAAUUACCCAACAGAAACAUGUAUUCUUAACAGCAAUAGAAUAACAGAUUGCCUGUUUCUUAGAUGCUUUUUGUAAAAAAUAGUAAAACAAAUCUAUUUUGAAUGUCAGAGAAGCUGCGAUCACUUGACAGAUAACUCACAACAGGGCUGUUUAUGUACCAACCUCUUACCCUCUGUUCUGUGACUUUGUAAGGUCAGUGGGGUCAAACGUAGAGGCUGACAUUUUAUUGAAAGAAACCCGUGAAAAAUCCAAAUAUAGGCUUUGUAAUAGUGGCAGUCCCCAUUUACCACCCAGAUCUGACUGAAGUUGUUUUGCAGUCAGGAACAAAGGCUGGUUCAGUCGAACCUAUAACACAGUCCCAAAGGGACAGCCCAUAAUGCACUUAGAGAGGAUCUAUCAUCAGUUCACUGGACUGAUCAGCUGUGUGAGAGAACGUCAGAGAAGGUGCCUAAAAUGUUUUACAUAUUCAUUUGUCUAGCUUACUGUUAGAUGUUAUGCUUCUGCAAACAAACACGAGUGAAAAGAUCUUAAAAAAACGAUGACAUUAACCUAAUUAAACUAUAAGAUGAAAUGUCAUGAGAACAAAAUGCAAUUUAGCUACAAUAAGAUAGAGAAAAUUAACCACUAUAUACUGCAAUUACUUAUGAAAAACAAUUUUAAUGUGUGUUUUUUAUUUUCCUUUUUUUGUUGUUGAUGGCACUGUACCAUGACUGAUUUAGGAAGAACAUGCCAUAUACUGGAAUAUCAAAGACAAUAUGUUCGUCUGGCAAGCCAUGAUAAUGAAACUACUGUAUUAUGAUCAAUUGCUAUACACUAAAUGAUAUGGACAAGAAGUGUACUAUUAUUAAAAAAAAAACCAUAUGGUUUGUCUUUUUGGUUUCAAGAAAAAAAAACAAAAAAACAGGAUUCAUUCAAACACCAUGUUCACAUUUUUCUCCACUGCUGAACCUACUGCUAUAAUGUAUCUCUACAGAAACCUAGUAAUCGCAAAAAACUGCAUGGUCGAUGGAAGACUGCAUGAGUUUUGCCUUUCAAACUGUGGAUCAACUAUAAUACAGUUGCAUCAUUUAAAAAAAGAAACCCUUGCUUUCAUCUGCACCAAGGCUUCCUGUAAGGCCCUGUUCAGAAGUUGUCUUGAGACAUGUCCUCUGCUGGAGCUCUAAAAAAAAAAAAAAGCACCUUAGCGCUGACCUCAUCACUAAGACGGCAUUGGGUGUUCGAGCCGUUCUCAGCGUCUGUGUGAUUUUCAGGUUGUGCUUGCUAGGCUCUGAAUGUGAGCAAGGACAUUAAGGGCUAGUUUCUCAAACUUUAUCCCUAUUCUAGGACUGAAACGCUCUUUCAAGUGACAUUUUGCCCAUUCUUAUCUCAGUCUAGACUGUAGUGAUACUGUGUUGUGGGAAACAUGCCCAUCAUGUCUAAGCAGGGCCUGUGCCGCACACCCUCCUCUGUACUACAUUGGUUUUAAGGCAUUCUUGUUUGCGAAAAGUUCUUGAUAUCGGACUGCUUUCUGCCUGCUGAGGAGGCACUGAACAGGAUCAAAUGUUGGGAUGUUGUGUACCUCACUCGCCAAAGGUGAUCAUUGAUGAGAAGAUCUUGUCUGUGUUAGAAGUGUGAUGGCUAUGAAUUUGUCUUUUCUGUCAAGAACGCACAUUUAAUUUCUUGUAGGGAAGUUUUGGAGCAAAGUGCAAAAGGACUGUUGAACUCUUCUGCUCUUCUUUUCAUCCACAAGCAAACCAAACUCUGAUUGUGUUUCUAAUCUAGCCGUCAUUGUCACGUUGUGUUUACCAAGGAUUCUGCUACAAUGUGUUCAGUUUGUCAGAUGUGAUCUAUGCAAGGGUUAUUUGUUUUUAUUCUUAUAUCACUUAUGAUUUCACCUUACAUUAACUUCAAUAAAUUUUUAAGGAUC